UGCCACCUGCUGGAUUAACAAAGAGAAAAUGUUACAAAACAACCCGGUCGUGACGUCAUUAAAAACAAAAUCGAUCGUGUCUGCGUCCAUGUGUUAGGCAAAUGAGCGCUUAGUAUCGAUCACCCUCUAAAAAAUCACCAUAAAGAACCUCAUUCAAGCGUCUUUUACAAAGGAUUAGGUGACGUAUGACUGCACGGGCUUUGUUUUAAGAUGGGAAUUUUGCUGUUCGUAAUUUUAUUUAAUGAUGGUGUUACGAAACUAUAGGAGGGGAAGUAGAACCCAAAUUGCUUGUUAAAAAUAGAAGUGCAUGUGUUUUUUUUAAACAUCGAAAAGCUUGCAGUGCUUUUGAAUUGUUAUUGUUGUCUAAGAAUGCUUUGAGAGGCUAAAUGCAUACAUUUCUUCUGCAUUCCUGCACUUUUUGUGAACAGCACAGGGAAAGCGAUGGCCAGAAAGAAAGUUCUCCUGGACAGCACGGUGCCCAAACGCCAAAAGGAAAGGCCAUCCACCUCUCGGAGCAAACGAGCAGAGCCUUCGGAAGAACCCCUCUCAAGAAAGCUGAAGAAGAAAAAGGAAGGCGUUCCGGGGAAAGCAGAAGCAAGAUCUGGCCUCCAGAAUAACAGAGAGAGUGUGGGGUUUCAGAAGGCGGCCAGGCAGAACAGUAUUGUCCAUUAUGUGUAUAAACACUCACUGGGUCAGAACAUCCAGUCACAGAUGCGCCAGUGCCUACAACAGCCAUUCCUGCGCUUUCUGAACUCCUACAGUCUCUUCCAUGCAGCCAGCCCAUUCGAUCGCAGGGUGACGUGCCUGGAGUGGCACCCAACGUGCCCCAGCACCCUGGCAGUAGGCUCCAAGGGGGGGGACAUAGUGUUGUUGGACUACGAAAUGUCAAAGAAUACCAAGUUCAUCCAAGGGAAAGGAGCAGGGGAUUUUGUCGGCGAGAUCAAGUUCAGUCCCACUGACCCAUCCAAAAUCUACACUGCAUCAGGGGACGGCUCACUGAGUCUGCAGGACUUUGGUGGUGGUCCGUCUCAAAUACUGUCAAGAGCUCCAGACUGUGGCCACGAUCACCAUAAUGUGUGUGUCUGGUUCUGCAGUGUUGAUGUGUCACCCAGCAGACAGGUGGUGGUGACUGGAGACAAUGUUGGCAGAGUCCUCCUACUAGGAAUGGAUGGUACAAAGGUUUGGAAUCAGAAGCUGCACAAGGCCAAGGUGACGCAUGUAGAGUUUAACCAGCGUUGUGACUGGCUGAUGGCAACAGCUUCUGUAGACCAUACAGUGAAGAUCUGGGACCUGAGGAGCAUCGGGGACAAGAACAGCUUCCUGCACGAGCUGCCUCACAAGAAGGCCGUCAACUCUGCCUACUUCAACCCCACAGAUGGGUCCAAACUGCUCACCACAGACCAGUACGAUGAAAUCCGAUUGUACUCCUGUGCGGAUUUCAGCAAGCCUCAGAAUGUGAUGAUCCACCCACACCGGCAGUUCCAGCACCUCACCCCUAUCAAGGCGACCUGGCACCCUCUGUACGACCUCAUUGUAGCGGGCCGCUACCCAGAUAGCCGCGUCUCUCCAGACGAGCUCAGGACCAUCGAUGUGUUUGAUGCCAGUACCGGAGAAGUGGUCUGUCAGCUGCAUGACCCCAAUGCCCCUGGUAUUAUUUCACUUAACAAGUUUAACCUGAUGGGAGAUACUCUGGGAUCUGGAAUGGGCUUUAACAUUCUGAUCUGGAGCCGGGAGGAGAUGCUGAGAAGCAGGCAGGAGAGGCUGAUAAGAGCCAGGGGGGACGAUCUCGGCAUGGGCUCCACUGCUAGCACCUCCCUGGGACUGCGUGGGGCUCGGCGGCACGCGGGCAGGGAGAGCAGGGAAAGCACAGAGAGGACUAAGCGGAAAAAGAAACUGGGCAGCUCAGAGUCGGGAAAGACACAGACCAAGACCAAAGGAAAAAACGCCAAACCCCAGAGAGACCGGACGAAGACAAAUGAUUAAAUUGUUUUUUAUUAGACUAGGGUUCUUGAUAUAAUGCCUUAUUUCAAGUAUCCCUCCUCAUGUGCUUUGUCAUACUAAAGCUCAUUUCAACGUCUUCUCAGGUCCUGAAAAGGACAUUUCAAUAGAAAGAAGGGCGGGUUGAAGCUCACUGAUUGGAAUGGUUCACCAGCUAUUUGAAAUUAAAACAUACAGUAGUGUUAGUGUAGUUGAAACUGAAGCUGCAUCAGGUGAGCAGCAGAUACAAAUACAUCGGCAAAUGGAUGCUGCUGUAUGGAUGUUGUGGUCCACAUUGUAAAUGCAAACCACAGCCAAAGAGGAGCAGAUUGAGCUGAACAGCCUGUCUGCCAGAAUGAGCCUAUAGUUCAGUAGGCUUUUCUAGUUUUAGUCAAUUUCUCCUCCUGUUUCUUGUGUGUUCAUACAUGUCAUAAAUGCCAGUUCUGGACUACCCCUGUUGUCUCCCAAUUCUGUUUUUAGAUGAACAGAUGCAGCAUUUCUCUAGCAGGUCUGGCUUUGUAUUUUGCAUAUCCAAGCAUGUGAUGAAUAUUUUUUUUAUGUCUGUUUUCUGUUUGAACUUAUUACAUAUGGCUGAAUGUCUGGGGACCAAUUUUAUUGUACUUGUGCUUGCCAAGAAUACUUUUACUAAAACAGUUUCUAGGUGUCUUUAAAGUGUUGAUGUUGUUCACUAAUGGAUUCCAUACAUUACUGUACCACAGUUUUACUGGAUUAGGUGGAACAAAAACACUGCAACUGACAUGCAAUUAACUUCUCUCAUUUUGUCAGAUUCCACUUCUUGCCUCUUCAUUUUCGUUCGUACUUUGUCUUAAGGAAGCAUUUAAACUUGUCUAAAAACCUUUCUUCAAAAAAAGGGCAUUCUCCUCA
Molecule: messenger RNA, 2862 nt
Organism: Lepisosteus oculatus (spotted gar)
Lineage: Eukaryota; Metazoa; Chordata; Actinopteri; Semionotiformes; Lepisosteidae
Source: RefSeq, a predicted model, not a curated record